AGUCAAACCGCUGUCCUAGUGCACAUGGUGUGGAGAAGCCACGUUGACACCGUCUCUCAGAAAUCACAACCGAAGCUUCAAAACACUGUGAAUCCCGCUUAAGGUGUGACAUCAUCAGGAUGAGUGUUGGGUUUAUCGGAGCGGGUCAGCUGGCACACGCCCUGGUCAAGGGCUUCACAGCAGCGGGUGUAAUCACAGCAAACCGAAUCACAGCAAGUUCACCUGACACAGAUCUGCCCACAGUCUCCAGUCUGAGGAAAAUGGGCAUCAAUUUUACAACAAGCAACAAGGAAGCCGCACAUAAGAGUGACGUUCUGUUCCUGGCGGUGAAACCGCACAUCAUCCCGUUUGUUCUGGAUGAAAUUGGUCCAGAUAUUGAAGAUCGUCACCUCAUCGUCUCCUGUGCAGCUGGAGUCACUAUCAGCUCUAUUGAGAAGAAACUGCUUCAGUAUCGUACGUCUCCUAAAGUGAUGCGUUGUAUGACGAACACGCCGGUGGUGGUGCGCGAGGGUGCGACGGUUUACGCCACGGGAACACAUGCUGAUGUAGAGGAUGGGAAACUGCUGGAGCAGCUGAUGGCGAGCGUCGGGUUCUGUACGGAGGUGGAGGAAGAUCUGAUCGACGCCGUGACGGGACUCAGCGGUAGCGGACCUGCUUAUGCGUUUACGGCACUCGAUGCUCUCGCUGAUGGAGGGGUGAAGAUGGGGUUGCCACGGAGACUUGCGGUGAGACUGGGAGCUCAGGCGUUACUGGGUGCGGCUAAAAUGCUCCUGGACUCUGAGCAGCACCCCGGUCAACUGAAAGACAACGUCUGCUCACCAGGUGGCGCUACCAUCCACGCGCUGCACUUCCUAGAGAGUGGCGGAUUCCGCAGCUUGCUCAUAAACGCUGUGGAGGCAUCCUGCAUCAGGACACGGGAGCUGCAGUAUCUGGCUGAUCAGGAGAAGAUUUCUAUGGCUGCGAUUAAGAAAACCACGCUGGAUAAAGUGAUGCAGCAGCCUGGAGUCACCGCAACAUCAGUGGGCACCAAGAGCAGAGUGAAUCUAUUGAACAACCGGACUGGAGUCAAGAAAAACUGAACACUCCUAAAUAUUCACAUACUUACACAGGAAAUGCAAGAUUACCCAGCAUUAGCUGGCAGCGCUGUCCGUCCAUGUGUGCACAAACACACACACACACACACACACACACAAACUGACAGACAUAAACUGAAGUGCAUUAUGUGUCUGUGUGCUGCCAAAAAGAGCACCUCCUCUGAACAGGUACAAUAUUACACUAGUAGUUUAAAGGCACAGUUCACCCAAAAAAAUGAAAAUUCAUUUUCCGUAUGACUUUCUAUCUUUUUGUUUUAGACAAAUGAUGGCCUCAGUCACCAUUCACUUUCACUGUACUUUUUUCCAUACAAAGAGAGUGGAGACUCAACAUACUGCCUAAUAUCUCCUUUGGUGUUCUGCAUAAGACAGAAAGUCAAAUGGGUUUGGGUCAACAUGAGCAUGAAUAAAUGAUGACAGAA
Messenger RNA from Myxocyprinus asiaticus (Chinese sucker), 1513 nucleotides. RefSeq names its product pyrroline-5-carboxylate reductase 1, mitochondrial-like. Gene Ontology annotation, molecular function: pyrroline-5-carboxylate reductase activity. Lineage: Eukaryota; Metazoa; Chordata; Actinopteri; Cypriniformes; Catostomidae. The record is from RefSeq and is a predicted model, not a curated record. The coding region runs from base 120 to 1079 and encodes 319 amino acids. Gene Ontology annotation, biological process: L-proline biosynthetic process. The transcript has 8 exons.